Hyaloscypha bicolor E is the source of this 1871-nucleotide messenger RNA. RefSeq names its product PK beta-barrel-protein domain-containing protein-like protein. The transcript is spliced from 3 exons. The coding region runs from base 222 to 1691 and encodes 489 amino acids. The record is from RefSeq and is a predicted model, not a curated record. Gene Ontology annotation, molecular function: molybdenum ion binding; 2 iron, 2 sulfur cluster binding; pyridoxal phosphate binding. Lineage: Eukaryota; Fungi; Ascomycota; Leotiomycetes; Helotiales; Hyaloscyphaceae.
CCCUUUCCAAUUCUCCCACUGCUCGAUAGUCAGGUGCGCGUAUCCGCAGCCAUCGCGCUUGCCUCCAAAAUGGGCUCAAACACACCCACCUCCCCUCUACCUCCCACAAAGGUCCUCCAGCUUCGCGUAGGCCGAGUCAUCAGAAAUCAAUUUAACAUCCCUAAUCUUAAUUCCGCAAUCUUCAAAGCGCUCCCACUCACGGCGGGCCAGAAAAGGCAUUCAUGCACUAUGCCUCCGCUCACUACACCCACUGGAAGCGCGAACUCCCCGAGUCCGAGAAAUUGUUGCGCUAUGGAGGAUUCGGCGAGAAUCUCCUAACGAGCCCCGAUGAUGGGUAUAACGAGCACACAGUAUGCGUGGGCGAUAUCUUUGAGAUCGGGGAGAAUGGAGUCAAGAUUCAGGUCACGCAGCCGAGACAGCCUUGCUUGAAGCUAAAUCAUCGCUUUGAGGUGAGAGAUAUGGCGCUCAGGGCGCAGAAUAAUAACAUGACGGGGUGGCAUCACCGUGUUUUGGUGCCGGGGUUUAUUCAGCCAGGUGACGAGAUGAGGUUGGUGGAGAGGGUUAAUCCGGAGUGGUGUUUGAGUCGGGUGCAGCAUUAUAUGUAUGUUGAGCGGGAGAACAUGGAGAUUAUGAAGGAGUUGCUGGAGCUCGAGGGGUUGGGGGAGGAGACGAGGGGCAUUUUUCGACUUCGCGUCCAGAAAGGAAUAUACCAGAAUGAAAACGACCGCCUCAUUGGAAAGGAGAGGCAUUUACUGAAAUGGAGCAAGUACAAACUGGCGGGGAAGAAGAAAGAAACGGAGUCUAUUACAUCAUUUACUUUCACCGCUGCCGAAAAGGUCGAUAACCCGAUCAAAGUCAUGCCAGGGGCACAUGUUCGAGUCAAGUUGGGUCCAAAAAGCGGCAACUUGGUACGAGCUUACUCAGUGGUAGACGGUGACAGCAAGACCUUCACGCUCGGUAUCGCGCAUGAUGCCAAUUCAAGAGGAGGAUCGAAGUUCAUGCAUGAACAGUUGAACCUUGGCGAUGAGUUGGUGUUCAGCAGUAUGGUGAGUGACUUCCCGCUGCGAGAUAGUGGAGAGUGCGAUGAGCAUAUCUUCAUUGCUGGUGGAGUGGGAAUCACUGCCUUCCUCGCAAGCGCGCGGUUGCUGAAGGAACAGAGGCAGAAAUCCAAGCUGUACUAUGCCAUGAAACGUGAAGACGACGGCGCGUUCAAAAAUAUCAUCGACAUGUUGGGUGAAAACGUGGAGCUUUGCGUCUCUGAGAAAGGGACUCGGGUCGACAUCGCAAGGGUUCUUAGCCAGGCGACCGAUAAGACUCACAUCUACGUCUGUGGGCCCGAAAGAUUACUGAACGCAGUCCGCGAGACAGGGAAAUCGAUCGGCCUCCCGGAAACUAACAUCUCCUCAGAAGCAUUCGCCGUUUCGACGAGCGGGGAUCCUUUUGCCGUUGAAAUAGGGAGUGAAGGCAAGGAGCUACAAGUCAAGGGAGAGGAAUCGUUGCUUGAUGUACUGAGGAGUGCGGGCUUUGAUGUGGCAAGCAGCUGCGAGGUGGGGAAUUGCGGCACUUGUCGGAUUGGUGUGAGGAAAGGGAGGGUGGAGCAUCGAGGGACGGGGCUGUUGGAGGAUGAGAAGAAGGGGAUGAUGUUGAGUUGUGUGAGCCGAGGUGUGGGAACGUUAGUUCUGGAUUUGUAGGCACUGGAUCUGUAGGCACUGGAUCUGUAGGCACUGGAUCUGUUUGGACGAGAGGAUGGGGGACGCUUGAGGUGCUGGUAUGGCGAUAUCUCGGGGUGAGACGAUCGUACCCGUACGCUACCCUCCACCUCCUGCGACAAUCGUUCAUCUGUACAUUCAUCGAGAUGCUUCAUCCAACAU